Messenger RNA from Melampsora larici-populina 98AG31, 582 nucleotides. RefSeq lists its product as uncharacterized. The coding region runs from base 1 to 582 and encodes 193 amino acids. The record is from RefSeq and is a predicted model, not a curated record. Gene Ontology annotation, biological process: small GTPase-mediated signal transduction. Gene Ontology annotation, cellular component: plasma membrane. NCBI's taxonomy places the organism in Eukaryota, Fungi, Basidiomycota, Pucciniomycetes, Pucciniales, Melampsoraceae. Gene Ontology annotation, molecular function: GTP binding; GTPase activity; GDP binding. The transcript has 3 exons.
AUGACUACUCCAUCUGGUAAACCUAUUCCACCUAGACCUAGAAAAUUAGCUUUAUUAGGUUCUAGAUCGGUGGGAAAAUCUUCUUUGGCUGUUCAAUUUGUUGAUGAACAUUUUGUAGAAAGUUAUUAUCCUACCAUUGAACAUACUUUUCAAAAAACUGUCGAAUUGAAAGGUCAAUUGUUUCAUUUAGAACUCUUUGAUACGGCUGGUCAUGAUGAGUUUACUAUUCUCGAUUCAAAACAAGCUAUCGGUCUAGAUGGUUGGGCAUUAGUUUAUUCUAUCAACUCUCGAUCUUCUUUCGACAUGGUCUCAAUCAUCCGUGAUAAGAUCCUCAAUUUCACCGGUCAAGAUUCAGUACCUAUGGUCCUAAUCGGUAACAAAUCAGAUCUAGAAGCCCAGCGGCAAAUCUCAACUGAAGAAGGUGCAGCUCUAGCCAAACAAUUUAAUUGUGCAUUUACUGAAGCUUCGGCUAGAUCAGGUGAACAUGUAGCUAAAAGUUUUUUAUUAGGUUUAGCAGAAGUAGAAAAAGAAAUUAAUCCAGAUUCAGCUAAACCUGAGAAUUCGAAAUGUAUAAUUUGUUAA